This is a messenger RNA of Schizosaccharomyces japonicus yFS275, 318 nucleotides long. RefSeq names its product mitochondrial 37S ribosomal protein MRP2. Gene Ontology annotation, biological process: translation. The record is from RefSeq and is a predicted model, not a curated record. Gene Ontology annotation, molecular function: structural constituent of ribosome. NCBI's taxonomy places the organism in Eukaryota, Fungi, Ascomycota, Schizosaccharomycetes, Schizosaccharomycetales, Schizosaccharomycetaceae. The transcript has 3 exons. Gene Ontology annotation, cellular component: ribosome. Bases 1 to 318 code for a protein of 105 amino acids.
AUGAUCGGUUUAAAACGAAUGCCCGCGAGAAGCAUCAGGGACUUCAUUCGCCGCAAAGUCUUUGAAAAAUGUGAGGUAGAAAGAGAAGCUUUACGGUAUAUAAUGCGAAAUCCCGAAUAUCCAUUUGAAGUGAGAACCUUGGCAAAAACAAAACUUGAAAAACUUCCUACUUAUGCCCAUCCAACCGGAAUCCACAACAGGUGUCUUGAAACAGGCCGGGGACGAGGCGUGUUUUCAGCUUUUAAGAUGGCUCGGUAUCCAUUACGAGAGCGUAUUUUAAAGAAUCUUGUCCCAGGAACGAAAAAAGCUUCUUGGUGA